AUGGGCGAUCGAGGUGAUGAUGGCCACGAGUCUGGUCCGCAGCAACGCACCACGCCAUCUCCACAGCCUAGUGCGCAGCAACAAUCGAUCGCCAGCUUUCUCAAUACCGGCUCGGGCGGCGGCGGCGGCGCCUCGGGCGGCGCUUCGGGCAGCGGCGGCGGCGGAGAUGGCCGCGGCCCGGAACCGCAAGCCUCCGCACCACAGGAGACUGAUGUACAAAAAUUGCAGUUUCCCGCACAAGUACCGGCCGAUGUGAAGGCUGCUGUCCUCGUCUACCGGCCGCCGGAUGGAUAUGCCAUCAGCGCCAUCCACAACGUCAAGGGCAACCCGAGCUUUAUUUCCUUUUGGGGAGUGCGGAUCCACACCACCCACACCACAUCGGCGGGAACGAAGAAAAGGAAGAACUUCUACAAGUGUAUGGCCAACCAUACGUGCCGCUCUAGCGUCAAACUACUGGCUUUGACGGGGUCGACCACGGGAGCCACGGAGCACUUGAAGAAGGUGCAUGAGAUCGAGAGUCCUUCCAGCGCCGACGAUAAGAAGAAGAAGCAGGAGACGUUGGACAAGAUCGACCAGGUCAAGCAGAGCAAAAUCUACAACUCCGACAAGGCUCGCCACAACAUGCUCGGCUUCACGAAAGCAUUCGUCGUCUACAGCGCCUGCUCUUUCAGGCUGGUAGAGCAAGAGCCAAUCCGCCAUUGCCUCGGAGUGAUGGUCCCGAAGGAUGAGCUCGAACCGAACCGUCUCAACAACAAAUCGGUACUAGACACCGCUCGUCGAUGCCUAUUGAAGAAAGAGAUAGCAUUCGGAGACACUUGUCGAUAUCCUAUGGUGUGGAUCAACGUAGCAGCUCACACGGUGAUCAACAGCUAUCACCGGAGAAAACAGGGUGCGGCGAAACAUCUCGGUCGGUUGUUGUGCGUUCAAUAGGGUCUUAUGGCUGGUCAUCAACACCCAUCGUAGGAAACCAAUCGCUUGGCAAAGAAACGGUCGACGCUGAUCGCACCCCUCGAUGCUCAUUCUAAUUGACAUGUCGAUCCCCAUCAGUCGACAACGAUCCCCAUCAGUCGAGAACAAUAAGAUCCCAUCACCCAUCACCUGGAAUCCUGUCAUCGUUCAAGUGUUUAGGCUCAUCGCAUUAAUACACGUGAUCACAGAUGCGCCCCCGGCAUUGUAGGCGGGUGUGGGCUUUUUGCUUCUCGGCUGGUCGGCGCUACCCUAUCUUCCCUUACUCCAUGUGAUAUCUGUUUUUUUUUCUACUUUAUAUUUUCCCGUGUACUCUAGUUUUUGAUGUACUGCUGUAGCGCC
Messenger RNA from Ectocarpus sp. CCAP 1310/34, 1308 nucleotides. NCBI's taxonomy places the organism in Eukaryota, Phaeophyceae, Ectocarpales, Ectocarpaceae. The record is from the annotation of a GenBank genome assembly.